This is a messenger RNA of Brenthis ino (lesser marbled fritillary), 1860 nucleotides long. The record is from the annotation of a GenBank genome assembly. NCBI's taxonomy places the organism in Eukaryota, Metazoa, Arthropoda, Insecta, Lepidoptera, Nymphalidae.
AUGUCGGAGUCAAAACCCAGGAAAAGAGGUAGUACAUGGGAUGAAGACAGUUUAAGACGUGCCAUGGAAGCAGUACAAAAUAAUCAACUUAAUACAAAUGCUGCAGCGUUGAAGUUCAAUAUUCCAAGACGCACCCUUAGAAACCAUUUAGUAAGCGGUAACAGUACUAAAAUAAUUGGGAAGACAACUAUUCUUACAAAACAAUUAGAAGAAGAUAUAUCGCAGCGAAUCAAACGUUUUGCAAAACUGGGUGUACCACUUACGCCUAAAUUUAUCAGGAAACAAGCCUUUUUAUUUUGUGAGAGGUUUAAAAUCAAGCACUCGUUCAAUAUGUCAACAAGAAUGGCUGGACGCAAAUGGCUAAAAAUGUUUUUGGCUCGAAACCCAUCAAUAUCAAAAAGAAAACCCCAGCUAAUGAAUCCAGCUAGAGCUCAAAAAAUGAAUAAGCCCAUUGUGAAAAACCAUUUUGAAGAAGUGAAGAAACUCUAUGAAGAGCUAGACAUUAUUGCACAUCCAGAACGCUUGUAUAACAUGGAUGAAAAAGGGUGUCGCAUUACGGUCCACAAACAAACUGUAGUUUUGGCUGAAAAAGGGAAUACAAGAGUACAUCUUGUUAAUCCGGAACACGCCGAGAACGUUACAAUAGCGAUGUGCGUAAAUGCGGUGGGUAUUGCUAUACCGCCUAUGAUUAUUUUUAAGGGGAUUAGGCGCAGAUCAGAAUUAGCAUCAAAUUUGCCACCUCGAACAAAGGUAAGCAUGGCACCCAAAGGCAGCAUGACCAGUAGCUUAUUCGUAGAGUUCAUACAACAUUUAGCACAACAUAAAGUACCCGCCACUGGUUUAUACCCCCUUGAUCCUGAUGUAAUACCCGAAGAUGCUUAUGCUCCUUCAAUUGUAACUGAAAGACCUUUAUCGGAAACGUUACAACAACAGAUCGACCAACCACUUAUAUCUGUUCAAGUCUCGCCCCCUGUGUCUGAAUUUAAAAAAGUGUCAGAAUUGUCGUCUCAGUCUCUAAUAGAUGAAAGGAGGUCAGCUCAUGUUUCUAACGUUUCUUCAAUUUUUCCAUCAACUUCCACAGAGAAGAUAGUAUCGACAUCGCCAAAAUUUUCAGCUGCAACAGCAAAAAGAAAACCCGUUCUUGUUUCUUACAGUUCUUCAACUGAUGCUUCAGACUUAGAAGUAGAUAUUACGAUCAAUGAUCAGUGCCGCCCCAUGCUGCUAAGUUCAGUACAUCGUUUCAACGUCGCAGAUACGAAACAUGACCCUCAACCAUCUCUGUACGAUUAUCCUCUUCCGAAUAACUACAUGACUAAACUUCAAGUCUCCGAUUUAUACACUUCUUCUUCGUCAUUUGAUGAUGACCUAGAGCAGAAAAAAGAAAUCACUCCAAAAAAACGAUUAAUACAAAACAAAAGCUCAAUUAAAACAAAACCUCAACUAAAGAGUCAUGAGACUAGAUCUUCGGAUGAUGACGAGCCGUUAAUUAAUCUAAUAGAGGAUAAAGAAAAAUCGUUUCAUGCUUUUUUGCCUACUCCAAACUACGCUACAAUAAAGUCUUCACGUUCACGGCAAAAAGCUAUUAAUUAUAAGGGACAAAGAAUAGUUAAAGAUUUAUUCAAGACUGAAGAAAAAAAGAAUGAGAUGAAGCAAGCGACGAUACCACAAGAAAACAGUAAAAGAUCGAAAAUAGAGAUGAAGAAAAGUGCAGAAGGUGAAGAAAAGGAAUGGUACUGUCACGCAUGUGGCGAGAAUCGAAUGGAAGACAUGAGACAAUGUACCGAAUGUCAAAAGUGGUAUCACGAGGAGUGUAUGGGUCUCACUAAAAAAGAUCUCAAAUUUAUAUGCCCAGAUUGUGAU